Adineta ricciae is the source of this 759-nucleotide messenger RNA. NCBI's taxonomy places the organism in Eukaryota, Metazoa, Rotifera, Eurotatoria, Adinetida, Adinetidae. The record is from the annotation of a GenBank genome assembly.
AUGAAAUCAACGUGUCUAAAGUCGACUUUGAUUUCCUUCUAUUCACAGAAGAGAACAUCUUUUCUUCUAUGUAAAACACCAGUUGGAAUACUUCGUUAUGCUAUCUUAUGUUUCUUACUUGUGAUUAUUCUAUUUACUUUCGUUUUCGAAUUCUAUUAUCGACAUGGUCAAUGUGCAGUUGCUGAAAACUACUCGAAGAAAAACAUGAAACUAACUCAUCAAGUCAUGAACAUGUUCGACGAUCUGUCAAUCGCCUAUUGGCCUGAUUGUCAAUCCUUACUGAACGUUCUCCGAAAUGAAACAUACAAUGUAUGGGAUCAUGAUGUGGAUCUAUCAAUCGAAUGGCCAUUUGAAUCUAAUUAUAUUCAUUCGGAGCUAAAUGAUAUAAACUUCUUCAUUGAGAAAUUCGAAGAAUAUGGUUUUGUUGUUGAAUAUUACCCGAAUAGGCAACUACUAUCACUAUCAUCUCCAGACAAAAGAACGGCACGACAAGCGCACGUUGAUAUCUGGUUAUGGACACGUCGCUAUGAGAAUGACAGAGCAAUUGUUCUGCAAUUGUUGGAUUACAGUUUCAAAUAUCAAUCGAGAUUAUUUUCGGACGUUUAUCCCUUGAAAUCUGCGGCAUGGCUGGGAAGAAAUAUAAACAUUCCAAUUCGAUCACAUAAGAUCGCUUAUAUAGAAUUUGGCGCAUCGUAUCCCAAAGCACGUGUCUUUCGAAGAGAUUGCUUUCAUAAUUUGUUUAAUCUUCGGUGGUUGUAG